GAGGCGCGCCUCUCGCUGGGGGAGUUCGAGGCGGCGCUCGACACGUCCCUGGAGGAGUGGCGACGGCGGCAACUGAAGAGCGCCUGGCUGCACGUGCCCCUGCGGCUGGCGCCGCUGAUGGCCGCCGCGGCCGCGCGCGGCUUCGAGGUGCACCGCGGCAGGGGAGAAGUGGUGGUGCUGAAGCAGUGGCUCCGCCCGGACCUGGAAGACAAGGUGCCCCCGGGCGCGACGCACCAGGUGGGCGUCGCAGGCUUCGUGCUGAGCGAGGGUAACGAGCUGUUGCUCAUGAAGGAGGCUGCCCCCGCCCGCCGCGCCGCGCCGGCGCAGUGGAAGCUGCCGGGCGGGCUGCUGGAACCCGGGGAGAGCUUCGGCGAAGCCGCCUGCCGCGAGGUGUACGAGGAGGUCGGGAUCCGCUGCAGGUUCGCAUCCGUGCUCGCCUUCUGGCACCGCCACGGGCUGCCGUGGGGCCAGUCCGACCUCUAUGUGGUCUGCAGGCUGGAGCCGUUGACGCGGGAGCUCCGCCCAGAUCCCACGGAGGUCGCCGCAUGCUGCUGGAUGCCGGUGGAAGAGUUCUUGCGGACGCAGAGCCACCCGCUCAUCACACACGUGCUGCGAAACGUCUACGGGCUACGCCCGGGGGGGUCGCAGCCUUCAUCGCCACUGGUGCCUCUCGCAGAGCUGGCAGAGUCCGCGGUGCAGUGGCCAGGUCGGGACCCGUACCCUACGUACCACGCGGCGGUUGCAGCUGGCGCGGUUGCGACCUGA
Prorocentrum cordatum is the source of this 765-nucleotide messenger RNA. Lineage: Eukaryota; Dinophyceae; Prorocentrales; Prorocentraceae. The record is from the annotation of a GenBank genome assembly.